UGACAGUGUUGACACUGUUGUGGUUGGAACGUAAACAGGGAAAGUCGAAAGAGUGUAUGCUGAAAGAAAGAGACUGUCAACAGCUGGCAAGGAGCUAAUCUAAGAAAUAAUUAUUGCAAUAAACAAUGUCAUCCCAGGGCUCGCCACAACAACUUGUUUCAGGUCGGGAGAUUCCAAAAAGAGCAGUUUUGAACGAUUUAUCUCAACUACCUCAUGAUUAUAGCACCACACCAGGAGGGUCCAUUUUCUCGACAACGCCUGGGGGUACAAAGAUUUUCUAUGACAGAUCAUUUUUGCUUAAAUGUCGGAACUCACCGCUGACAAAAAGUCCCCCUCCCAACAUGGCCAAGAUCCCUGGGGUCACUGCCCCAGCCUCUGAGAACAUCCCCAAGGAAAAUGGGACAGAUGUUGUCCAUGACGAAAACCAGAAGAAGAAAGAGGGCCAUGAGGAUCAGCCACAGUUUGAGAUGGACAUCUAGUGACACACUACCCAUAAUGCCUUUCAGUUAUCUAUCUAUAGGACUCUACUUUUAUUUUCCAGAAGACGUUUAUGUGUAGAUAACUCCGUUAUGACUUAGUCAUAUUUCGUAUUUGACAUGUUUAUAUUUAGUGUGAUUUUCAAAUCAGUACCUCCUUCAUAUUUCUGAAAUAGUUGUACAUUUUCACAAGACAGAAAAUCCAGGUGUACCAUACUGUAAUUAAUAUAUGUAUACGUUGCAUGUCAGUAUCAUUUUUCGGGUGCUAUUAUUAAGUAAUGUUUCGGAACAAGACUGAUUGAGGGAAGAGAAAGUUUAAGUCAGAGAGCCAAAGAGAUUAUGUAACUAAAAGCAGACUGAUUUUGUGCAUUAUUAAAGUCAGCAGGUAUUUUCAUUUCGUUAUGCAGAUCCUGUAAGAACAUGUUUGAUAUGUUAAUUUUGCAAAAGUUUGUACAGUAUUUGUAUUGAUGUAUUUUGAUCUAAAAAUAAAUUUGUUUUGUUAAGGUUGAAACAGUAAGGUAUUGUAAAUUACUCGGUCAUGUGGAAAUGAUUGACAGUUUUGUAGAUUCUCAAGCUUCGCGCAGAUCAUCCGUCCUAGAAAUUCAAGUAUUUUGGACAUCUUCACAACUUUAGUGCCAUUUGUGAACCAUCAUUAAUUGGUAACAGUAUGGUGGACGAAAAAAUUAGACUGAGAAAAGAAAUACUUGAAAUUUAAAUGAAAACUAAAAAUCUAGAAGCAUAUGAUGGGAGAUUACAGAUAUUUCUGUGUGCUAAAAAAUGCAUGGAAUAUUGCAUUGAAUUUUUUAAUCAGCAAGUGACCAUUUUAUGUUUGUUAAGAUAACAGACAUACAUGGACAGUGAUUCACUGUUUGUAUGAUCUCAAUUUUUUUUUAACAUCCUGAUUUGCUCAGGAUUUUAAGAUUUUGUUGAACUAAGUUUUAUGAACUCUGACAUAGUUUUGUUACAGGAUUUUGUGACUUAGUGCUCUCAUUUUUGGUGCAGAUUUUGUUAAGAUUUUUGUCUGUACCUCUUGUCAGGCAUGCUGAAUUGUCAAGAUCUGGGCCACAUUCCACACUGAGUGAUACUGUCUAUGAAUAAAAAACAACAAGGGAAAUAGGGCAGCAGAUUUCAGAAAGCUUUCACAGUGGAUUAUGCAGGAGUUUUCUUUGUAAACAAAAGUCAUUAUUGAUUUGUCGUUAUUAAAUGAUUUUAAAAAGUU
This is a messenger RNA of Saccostrea echinata, 1695 nucleotides long. Its product is annotated as eukaryotic translation initiation factor 4E-binding protein 1-like. Gene Ontology annotation, molecular function: eukaryotic initiation factor 4E binding. Bases 126 to 479 code for a protein of 117 amino acids. The transcript is spliced from 3 exons. The record is from RefSeq and is a predicted model, not a curated record. Gene Ontology annotation, biological process: negative regulation of translational initiation. Lineage: Eukaryota; Metazoa; Mollusca; Bivalvia; Ostreida; Ostreidae. Gene Ontology annotation, cellular component: cytoplasm.